GAAACACGAUAGCUGCAGGGUAACUGGCUAGCUAAAUUAGUUAACGUUAGCUAGGUUGGCUAGAUAGCUGGUGCUAAUUGUGCCCAUCAGAGAAUUCGUCGAACAGUUGCUAGCUAGUUAUCUAGCAUAUAACGUUAGUUAUUAUAGUCACGUUUUCAUAGAAAACGACUGAAUUUGUGACAGCAACAAAAAUGGGAGUAUCAAGUCUGACGUUAGACGCUAACGCUAACGGUCCCAUGGUGGACCUGUCGGGCCAGGGCCUCCAGAAAUUGGAGCCUACCUUCCCUUGUCCGGCAGACACCCACACACUGAUUCUGGAUCGGAACCAUAUCAUUAAGCUGGAGCACCUGGAGAAAUGCCAUGCGCUCCAGCAGUUGUCAGUUGCCAAUAACCGGCUGGUCCGCAUGAUGGGGGUUUCGCAGCUCACUUCGCUUAGAGUGCUGAACUUGCCCAAUAACAGCAUCGGGUACAUAGAAGGCCUGAAGGACCUGGUGCACCUGGAGUGGCUCAACCUGGCUGGGAACAACAUCAAGGUCAUAGACCAGCUCAACAGCUGUGUAGCACUGCAACAUCUGGAUCUGUCGGACAAUAACAUAUCCCAGAUCGGUGACCUGACCAGGCUCUCUGCCUUAAAGACUCUUCUACUGCAUGGGAACAUCAUCACCACGCUGCGUGUUGUCCCUGCCCACCUGCCCCCCCACCUUUCCAUCCUUUCCCUCGCCGAGAAUGAGAUCAGAGACCUUAAUGAGGUGUCUUAUCUGGCAUCUCUGCUCGACUUGGAGCAGCUGUCAAUCAUGAGUAACCCCUGCGUCAUGGCAACUCCUUCCCUACCAGGAUAUGACUACCGUCCAUACAUUGUGAGCUGGUGCCUAGGCCUAAAGGUCCUUGACGGAUAUGUGGUAUCACAGAAGGAAGGGCUAAAGGCAGAGUGGCUUUACAGCCAGGGCAAAGGUCGCUCUUACCGGCCUGGGCAGCACGUGCAGCUGGUCCAGUACCUGGCAUCUGUCUGUCCCCUGACCUCCUCCUCUGCCCUGCAGUCUGCUGAAGAUGCCAAGCUGGAGAAAAUUCUGAACAAGCAGAGGCUGCACCAAAGACAGCUGCUCCAACAGACCCGGAGGGAGUCCCCCAGCCCACCCCGGCCAACACAGCUUGACGUAGAGCAGCAUCGCCCCAGCCACGCCCUGCUGGGGGGUGCUAGGGACCGGCCAGCCACACCCGAGGUGCCUGCGCUUGCCAAACUGACAGACCCCGCUGUGCAGGUUAAUACGUGGCUGGGCUGUGAUCACUCCUACGCCGCACCCCCGACUGGCCGUGCUUCCUCAUCUACCGGGGAGACACUGUACCUGGAGGACGUGCAGACAGACGAGGACAAGAUCCACUGCAGCCUGCUGUCCUCCGAGUCCACCUUCCUGUACCCAUCCUCCCCAACGAGGCCUCCGUGCCUGGCUCCCUCCGACAGCGACGAGGAGCCCGAAGAGCCAGACUCCCUGGCACCUGAGGCCCCGUUAGGUGCCGGCCCCCAGGAGCCUGACAGAGAGGAAGCCUGGUGCGCAAUGCCGGCCUCAGUUCCCUCACCCCAUGACAUCCCUGUGGCGGGAGGACAAGACGCGCAGAUAUACGAGAGACACAAUUUGCAGACAAACUGUUUGCAGAUGGAUGGAGAGCUGGUGCUGGGAGCAUGCUCAGACUGCGCCGUGGUGGAGGCAGAGCUUCACCCGGAACAGGAAGUGGUGGUGCAGUGCAGCAGGUCCGAGUGCCGUGACCUAGACGUGGCUGCCAUGAGGAUCCAGGCGUGGUGGCGGGGCCUCUGGACCCGACGGUGCCACCCGCUGGCGAAGGAGGUGCGGUCGGAGAUCCGUCUGCGCAGGAUGCAGGAGCACAUUGUCUUCCUUUCGGGAGAGUUGGAGCGGUUGCGGAGGCAGCAGGAGGAGGAGCGGCUGCAGAGGUUGGUGCAGGAUGAAGCCGUGAGGUUCCUGUGGAAGCAGCUGCAGUCAGUGCUACAGUGGCAGCAGUCGGUUCAGGGGCACAUGCAGGGCGUGUCUCAGGCAGAGCUGAAGAUGUGCUGCCCGGCUGAGGGGCCGCGUCACCCUGCUCCUCAGUGCCCCGCGCCCGGUGGCAUGAGCAGCAUGCUCCAGGUCUGCAGCGAGCUCUCCUUCCCUGACUCUGGCUUCCAGUCUACAGGUGACCCACGGGGGGCGCUAGAGGACAGCCUCAGCAGCGGGACAGGAGAAUCGCUGGAGACUGUGCGGGCGGGUGGGGCAGGGGCCGGAGCGGGGGGUGACAGCCACGACGGCAGCCUGCUGCAGCAGUACCUCUCCUCUGUGCAGCAGCUUGAGGAGGCAGAGGAAGUGGCCAGCGACAGAACGGGGACGCCCCCAGCCCCCUCCCCUCUCCCCGAAUCUGCAGUGCUCGACUCCCCUCCCAGGAUGGACAGUAAAGGGGAGAUGGAAAGGCAAAAGCCCCUGCUUGGGGCCGGAAUAUGAGCUGAGGCGUCACGCACUCAGAAUAUGUGUACAGACUCACCCACACACUGUCCACAUACGUAUCAUAAGCAUACACUCGCACACACACACACACACACAUACACACAUGCUUUGCAUGUGUGUGUAGGGCCAUGUUAGUUGUGGACAUAAAUACUCAUCUAAGUGCAAAGCACAUAAACACACAGACACUGUAGAGAAGUAAUGUAUUAUUUAUAAGGUAAUGCAUACAUAACAUGUAUCUGGAUAAGCUGCAUUGGAACACCAGGCCGUCCUCUCUGCUGGUGCCUGCAGUCACUGUUUAUGGUGAAAAGAACAGCCUGCAGACUUGUCACGACUCUCAUCUGGCCCGGUGCCAGUUCUGUGCUCUUCACAUACUGGCUCUGAGUAGGGGAAAGCGCUUUAAUUAUUUCUGAAUCUAAGGAUGCCUGUGGCCAGCCAGCAGGACAUAUGAGCUCCAUAUUCUUCUGUUUGGUGUGUUUUGCUGUGUUUACUUUUCACAUUUGUCUGUUCACUACUGCACUGCUGCAGGUGUGUUGCAGGUCUUCAUGUACCUAUGCAUCUCUCCCAGAGUCUGUUUCUUAGCUGGAUCUGGCUUUUAGUCCCUUGGCUGUAACACAAGGACCAAUGGUUGCCAUCCUUCUGAAUGCAGUGUCUCUAAUGUCCU
This is a messenger RNA of Megalops cyprinoides (Indo-Pacific tarpon), 3147 nucleotides long. RefSeq names its product centrosomal protein 97 (gene cep97). NCBI's taxonomy places the organism in Eukaryota, Metazoa, Chordata, Actinopteri, Elopiformes, Megalopidae. The transcript has 11 exons. The coding region runs from base 192 to 2483 and encodes 763 amino acids. The record is from RefSeq and is a predicted model, not a curated record. Gene Ontology annotation, molecular function: protein binding.